AUGUCUAAAGACGAAAAUAAGAUGGAACGUGCAUUUCGCGAGGCGGCGUGGCAUCCAGUUGAAACUUUACCGGUAUUCAACGGGACCGAUAAGACUAUAACGGCGGCGAGGUGGGCGCAGGAGAUAGAAGAGAACGCGGAAAUAUUUGGUUGGAGUGCUACACAGCAAUUAAUUUUGGCGAGGAGAUCCUGCACGAAAUCUUAUCCAACAGGAAAAAAAGGAAAAAACGAAAGUUGUUAUGAAUAUAUGCUGAUAAUGAAGGAGUUGGGCAAGCGCGGCAAGUUACCUGAUUAUUGUGUUAUUCAGUACAUAACAGACGGUAUUAUAGAUGAUGAGAUAAACAAGGUCAUGUUGUACGGGGUCACUACCUAUGCCUCGUUAAAAGAAAAAUUAGUGAUAUACGAAUCCAUGAAGAAAAAGAUGUACGUAACUACAAGAGAAAGAAAACCCAUAGUAACGAAAGAGCAUUACAGAGACAGCAGAAAAUGCUACAAAUGUGGUGAAAAUGGUCAUAUUGCGACAACAUGUUCGAAAGGAGUUAAGUGUUACAAAUGUCAUUCAUACGGCCAUAUUUCGUCGAACUGCAGAGCUGCAUUUGUCGAAAGAAAUUCAAAUACGAUUGGGAAUGACAAUAAGUGCAUCUCAAUCACUUCACCUACGACGGGAGCGGAAGACCGACCGGAACGACGAUCAAUGUGUGUGAACGGUGUGAACAUAGACGCGAACAUAGAAAAUGGCGACGUGCGUAGUGGCAGCAAUGUUGACAGUGGUGACAGAUGUCAUUCGCUCGGGAACUGUCAAUUUGAAACCGUCAUGAAUACGAAGCGAAAUAGUUCAAUCAAAACAUUGGAGAUAAAUGGCGUAAUAAUCGAAUGUUUAAUUGAUUCGGGGAGUGACGUAAAUCUGGUGUCGGCAGAUGUAUUUUUCGAACUAAAUGUGAGUGCCUAUAAUAAAGAAAAGAUAGUGUUGCACGGACUGGGAUUGUCGACUGUUUACUCUAUAGGAAAAUUUCAAACAGUACUAAAAAUUGAUGAUUGUUAUUUUGAAUUAUUGUUUUAUAUUGUACCAACAAAUGCAAUGCCUUACAAAGUGAUCCUAGGUCAACCAUUUUUGGAAAAUGCGGUAGUUAUUUUCGAUAAAGGUGUGGUAAAUGUAGUUUCGAGGAAUGUGCAUUGUUUGUUUACAGAUGACAAACCGGUUAGUUAUGUACCAAAUCCUCAGAUUAUGGAGACAGCUCAGCUUAUAGUGGAUCAAUAUAAGCCCUUACAAACCAAGGAGGCACCAUUUGAAAUGCAGAUUAUCCUGAACGACGAUGUGCCGGUGGCACAGCGGCCGCGUAGACUAGCCUAUAAGGAACAAGAAGCAGUUGAUAAACAAAUUGGUGAGUGGUUACAAAAUGGUAUUAUUAAACCUAGCUUUUCAGAGUAUGCAAGCCCAUUAGUAUUAGUUAGAAAAAAAGAUGGUAGUAUAAGAGUCUGUGUUGAUUACCGUAAAAUAAAUAAAAAAAUUGUUAGGGAUGAGUUUCCUCUACCAAUCAUUGAAGAUCAUUUAGAUAAACUUUCUGGAUACACGGUUUUUAGUAAAUUGGAUCUCAAAGACGUUUUUUUUCAUCUCAAAAUAAAUAGUAACUGUACAAAGUAUACAUCUUUUGUGACACAGAAUGGUCAAUAUGAGUUUAUGAGAGCACCUUUUGUGAAAAACAGGAAAUUGCAUUCAAAUUGUUAA
Achroia grisella is the source of this 1725-nucleotide messenger RNA. RefSeq lists its product as uncharacterized. The transcript is spliced from 3 exons. Lineage: Eukaryota; Metazoa; Arthropoda; Insecta; Lepidoptera; Pyralidae. The record is from RefSeq and is a predicted model, not a curated record. Gene Ontology annotation, biological process: proteolysis. Bases 1 to 1725 code for a protein of 574 amino acids. Gene Ontology annotation, molecular function: nucleic acid binding; aspartic-type endopeptidase activity; zinc ion binding.